CCAAUGGUCAUUCACUUGGCUGCUGUGCCUGCCCCGGGAUGGUCGACAUCUCCUUGGCCUCUCUGAUCUCUAGCUGUUCCUUCUCUGGUUGCUGGUGCCUCUACUGGAGUCCCACUUUCACCAGCUCUAGUUCCUCUGACUUCAGCCAACAUGUCGAGCUCCCAGCAGCAUCUCAUUCAAGGCAUGCACCAGGACCUCAGCUGCCCCAUCUGCCUCAAGCUGUUCCAGUCUCCCGUGACAACAGAAUGUGGGCACACUUUCUGUCAGGAGUGUCUGUCUCGGGUGCCCAAGGAUGAAGAUGGCAAGGCCACCUCCUGCCCCACCUGCCAGGCUCUUGCCAAGGUGGAGCAGCUGCACAUCAACCAGCAGAUGGAACACCUGGUGGAAUGCUUCCGGCAGGUCCCCCGUGACCACUGUGAAGAGCACCUGGACCCGCUGAGUGUCUACUGCGAGCAGGACCGGCAGGUCAUCUGUGGAGUGUGCGCUUCUCUGGGCAAACACAAGGGUCACAACAUCAUCACCGCUGCUGAGGCCCACCAAAGGAUGAAAAGGCAACUUCCCCAGCAGCAAGUCCAGCUGCAGGAGGCCCAAGUGCGGAAGGAGAAGACCAUUGCCCUGCUGUUGCUGAACCGGCAAAUAGCAGAAGUGGAGGAUACCGUGUCUCGUUUCAAACGGCAGGUGUCGGAACAGCUGGGGGUGAUGCGUUCCUUCUUGGGAACCCUAGAGGCCUCUCUGGGCCAGGAGGCUGAGCGAGUGCAGGACCAGGCCACAAAAGCCCUGCAAAACGAGCGCAAGACCAUGCAUCACUACCUGGACCAGCUCAAGCAGAUGGAGACCGUGUUGGGAGAAGUGCAAGAGGAGACACAGACUGAGUUUCUGAGGAAAUACUGCCUGGUGGCCAGCAGGUUGCAGAAGAUCCUUGGAGAACCCCCACCCAUCGCCCGCAUGGACAUCCAGCUCCCCAUCAUUUCAGACGAGUUCAAGUUCCAGGUGUGGAGGAAGAUGUUCCGUGCACUGAUGCCAGCCUUGGAGAACCUGACCUUUGACCCAGACACUGCUCAACAAAACCUGGUGGUGUCAGAGGACGGCAAGCGGGUGGAGUGUUCCGAGCACAAACAAGCCGUGAGCACGGAUGACCCACAGCGCUUUGAUAAGUCCAACUGUCUGGUCUCGCGCCAGAGCUUCUCGCAGGGGGAACAUUACUGGGAGGUGAUCGUGGAUGAUAAGCCACGCUGGUCUCUGGGUGUCAUCUCGGCUGAGGCCGGGCGCAAGGGCCGCCUGCAUGCCACCCCAUCCAAUGGCUUCUGGCUGAUGGGGUGUAAGGAAGGCAAGAGCUACGAGGCCCAUGUGGAACACAAGGAGCCACGGCCACUGAAGCUGGAGAGGAAGCCCAGCCGCAUCGGCAUCUACCUCAGCUUUGAAGAUGGCCUCCUCGCCUUCUAUGAUGCCAGCGAUGAAGACAACCUGGUGCAGAUCUUUGCCUUCCAUGAGCGCUUCACAGGCACUGUCUACCCCUUCUUCGAUGUCUGCUGGCAUGAUAAAGGCAAAAACAGCCAACCACUGAUCAUCUAUACUCCAGAGUCGGGAGCGCAGUAACUAGCUGGUGACUGUGGAAGAAAUGCUCUGAACUUCACUCAGUCAUUAUUUACAAUAUAGACACACCCAGGCCACGACUCCAGCCACAACUCAGCGACAACUCCAGUUGUAAAGCUCAGAGGUAUCCAGAGAAGUCCACACCAGGACAACCCACAACCCCAGCAAUGGUUGACAUUUUAACUCUUCUCUGUGUUCUACAAGCUGUCCCAAUCAUGCCCGCGUACAUGGACAGAAAAGUCACUGUCCCCAAUAGAAAUAUAUAAUCUUGCAUGGAGUUGGGCAUCUUGAUCAUCUCAGCUUUCGCUGAUUUAAAAAUACAACUUCCCAGCCCUUGUAGUUUGCAAAAGAGUUUGGAAAUAUGUGGGCAGGGUCUGCAGACUCCAAAACAAGAAA
Molecule: messenger RNA, 1989 nt
Organism: Gekko japonicus
Lineage: Eukaryota; Metazoa; Chordata; Lepidosauria; Squamata; Gekkonidae
Gene: TRIM72
Product: tripartite motif containing 72, E3 ubiquitin protein ligase
Molecular function (GO): zinc ion binding; protein binding
Source: RefSeq, a predicted model, not a curated record